GGACAUAUAUAAACAUAGCCAUCCUCACAAUUACCGCAUGAUCUCGAAUCCUCUUACAAACCACCACGACCACUGAAAUAAUCUUCCGAUAUCUGCUUGCGCAAGAGUAUCAUUUUACACUUGUACACACAAUACCCCAGAAAUAAAUCAAGCAAACAAAUCAAUAAACAAACAAAAAGAACGAAACUACCGCACUAGUCCUCAAGAUGGAGAUGGAUUUGGAAAUCUCGCCCCACGCCGGACAAUCAGAGGUUCAUACUCAAGUUCCUACCUCGCCUCACUUUCAAAACCCCAUGCAAUAUCUUCAUGGCGCAUGCAGUCACUGCUAUCGCGAUGAUGGAAUGGAUAUUCGAGACAAACAAUUAGUUCCGUGCUAUCAAGAUGGAGAACUGGAUCCAUUCACUCUUUUCUUACUGACUCCUAGAUGGUGUGUAGAUUGUUUGGCUCGGCGAGAACUGGCGAUUCGGGCUUCUUAUUGUGAUCGAUUGAUCGAGAUGGAAUCGGUAGAGUUUCCGAUCGGUACCGUGGAGGAGGCUUAUAUUCGUGGUGUUCAUGAUGGCCGAAUUAAUGCCUUGUCCCAAUCAUUCGAAGAUUGUGGAGUAUACUCGGCUGGAGAUAACAGUCUCGUCGUCGAUGAUUUCAACGAAGUGUUGGACACAUUGACCAAUAUGAGGCUUGGAACUGAUGCAGCCAACGAAGAUAAAAAGAUUGAAGAAAUCGUCCGAGAUUUCAACGAUCAGAUGAUGCUAGAGGAGGACGAACUUAAGUACGAAGUUUAUUGGCACUUAGCAUACAUGGAAGGAACGAAAGAUGGUUGUUAUAUGCAAGCACAGAUGGAGUACAAGGCACUAACGAUGGAUGAUCCGGAACGGAGUGAAAUGUUGAGGAGAGCUGUGCUUUGAUGAUUGACCGAGUGGUUAUUGGAGAGUCAGGAGCGUUUCCGUACCAGUAUUUUUGUAGCGGGGUAUAUGGAUUGGUCUUUUGAGUUAGGUCUGAUCCUGGAGUUAAAGGGACCUGAGCAUCUUUGUAUCUGGGGGAAAUGCCUCGUGCACCGACCUUAUCGAUUGCGAUUGAUAGAGUCAUGGGCGAUGUCCGUGACAUGGACGAAUCGACAAGCAUACCAAGGACAAUAAGAAUAAACUUAAUUUAUUAGGUGAUGUUGCGCAAGCUGAAUGAAUUUCUAGUCAUUUCAAGGUUGUAUCUAUAAAUGGAACGGGGGUUUUUUGUCUUCCUUCAAAACCUCGCGAAUCUAUCGAUAUCAACUCAAGCGAGUACCGUUCGAAGUGUUGGAUGAAGGAAAUUAAAUCUAGACGCUGUAGUCAUGAUCGGCGAGUCUAUAAAGGAGUGAAUAUGUAUCUGCCUUGCGAGUGAGAUUUGUGCAACUCGAUAUUUCUUCAGCAAGCCGUAGAAUUUCCAGGCAAGGAGUUAGGGUGUAGGGUAGAACAGGCGGGAAUGGGUGUGCAUGUGUAAUCGAUGGGUUACUGAGCCCCGAGAUUUGCCUGACGCCCAUCGCAGACACGGGAUAUGUACUCCCAUAAGAUAUAAGACCGAGAUGAGUACUGUGAAUAGGAUGUAUGUUUGAAGGUACGAAUAUAUUAACAGGCACAAACUUAGAUUUACUAUGGCAAUUAUCAUUGGACGGUAUUGACUUUUGCGCAGAAUUUGUGAUGUGCUUUAGGACCCCGUGUAUGUGAUGUGAAUUUUGGUACAUCUAAAAGUAUUGUAUGUAGCUAAAUGAAGGCUGUCGACCGAAAGCCUUCUAGAAGAUGGCCACGAUGACUCCAUUUGGGAUUGUGCUGCUGUCAUCGAAGCAAGCAUACGGCGCAAAGAUAUAAAUGGAAGUCC
This is a messenger RNA of Botrytis byssoidea, 1845 nucleotides long. RefSeq lists its product as uncharacterized. The transcript is spliced from 2 exons. Bases 207 to 902 code for a protein of 231 amino acids. Lineage: Eukaryota; Fungi; Ascomycota; Leotiomycetes; Helotiales; Sclerotiniaceae. The record is from RefSeq and is a predicted model, not a curated record.